Monoraphidium neglectum is the source of this 729-nucleotide messenger RNA. RefSeq names its product alanine transaminase. NCBI's taxonomy places the organism in Eukaryota, Viridiplantae, Chlorophyta, Chlorophyceae, Sphaeropleales, Selenastraceae. Gene Ontology annotation, molecular function: L-alanine:2-oxoglutarate transaminase activity; L-alanine:glyoxylate transaminase activity; glycine:2-oxoglutarate transaminase activity. Gene Ontology annotation, biological process: biosynthetic process; photorespiration. The coding region runs from base 1 to 729 and encodes 242 amino acids. The transcript is spliced from 4 exons. The record is from RefSeq and is a predicted model, not a curated record.
AUGCGCCAGCAGAUCGUCACGCGGCUCGCGCGUGCGCUUGCACAGCGCAAUGGGGCUGGGCAAUGGAGCCAAACGCGCCAGUUGAGCGCUGCCAGCCCGGAUCCCGUAUUUUCAGAGCCCGCGAGUGCUCCCGUAGCCAGCAAGGACGGCAAGGUGCUCCACCCCGAUUUGCUGAACGAGAACAUGCGCAAGACGCAGUAUGCGGUGCGUGGCGAGCUCUACCUCAAGGCGGAGGAGCUCAAGAACGCUGGAAAACCCAUUAUCUUCACCAACGUUGGCAACCCGCACAACCUGGGAGCCAAGCCCAUCACGUUCACACGCCAGGUCAUCGCGCUCUGCGCGGCGCCCUUCCUUCUGCAGCACCCCAAGGUGGCGGAGCUCUUCCCCGCCGACGCGAUCGAGCGCGCCAAGAAGCUGCUCGGCGCCUUCAGCGGCGGCAUCGGCGCCUACCAGGACAGCCGCGGCAACUUCCUGGUGCGCCAGGAGGUGGCCGACUUUAUCAAGGCCCGCGACGGCCACGCCGCCGACCCCAACAGCAUCUUCCUGACCGAUGGCGCGAGCGUGGCUGUGCGCAUGUGCCUCAACGCCGCCAUCCGCGGCCCCCAGGAUGGCAUCCUGGUGCCCAUCCCGCAGUACCCCCUGUACAGCGCAUCCAUCCAGCUGUACGGUGCGAUGGGUGCCCGAUUAGGAGGGUUGCGGCGGUGUCGGUCGGACGCACAGGGCGUGUAA